Penicillium macrosclerotiorum is the source of this 885-nucleotide messenger RNA. RefSeq lists its product as uncharacterized. The coding region runs from base 1 to 885 and encodes 294 amino acids. NCBI's taxonomy places the organism in Eukaryota, Fungi, Ascomycota, Eurotiomycetes, Eurotiales, Aspergillaceae. The record is from RefSeq and is a predicted model, not a curated record. The transcript has a single exon.
AUGAGUACAGAAGUGCUUUCUGUAUCCCCUCAUAACUCGCCGUGGCACUCAUGGCGAGAAAUAAAGAGGCCGAAAAUUUGCGGAAACUUAGCACAUGAUGUUUGGGAGCCUGCUACCCCGGUGAAAACCCAGUGCCCACCUUUUUUUGGCCCCUUUGAUGGGUCCACGGUCGAGAUCACAAGGCGCAAGGACACCCUCCAUGAUUGGGAGAUCCGACUGGUUGAUCGACUAGAUCGCAAACUAGGAUGGAUGUAUAAUGAGACAACGCCUGGACAAAAGCCUUAUCAUUUUGCUCUGCUUGCCAAUCAUUGGCUAAAUAGAGAAACCUGGCUGGUGAUUGAUCCAGUCUCGCGAGUUCCGAUCCAUCAUCGCCGCCAGUGGGGGGAUCCACGAUUCAACGUACCUUACCCAGAACCUGGCCAUAACUCUAGACCCAAGUAUCCGGCUGCGAUUCGGAAGAGAGCACAAAUCCCCCGAAUUGAUGCAUGGCGUGCGGCAGUCAACAACCAAAGACGUGCAUCAGGGAUCCGAGACGUUCUUCGAACAGUGGAGCUCUAUGAAGAUUCAGCGGAGGAACCACCUGAUGGGAAGAUUGAUCCAGCAUGCUGGAUCUUGCCCAAGCCACCCCAAGGAUUUUCAAUGUCAACUUCUCAGAGAAAUGCAUGGUAUGAAGGAGGCGCUGGAUGGCAAGAGACACUUGACAAUUGGCAGCAAGUCCGCCGAGGAUAUCGCCUUCGCAAGAUUAUCCAUGAAGGCCGCGCGAAUCGGAAUCGAGUGAAGGAAAUUGCGACGCAAAUCAAUCGAGGGAGUCGCAUCACGUCCCUCAAGCUGCUUCCCAGGGAACGUGAGCAGACGGUGCAUUCCAGUCAAGCUGUGCCCCAAUGA